AGGUCGCUUAAGCUCGCACCCGCUUCCGCUUGCGCUUGCGCUACAUGACGCCGUUAGGUUGAGUGCAGAUCACUCACUGUUGGCGGCGUAGCAGCUCAAGGGGCAGUAACCAGGACGGACAGUAACUGCCCCAGGUGCACCCGGUGCUGGUCAUCAUGUUAUCGCUGAUUGGCCGUAGAUCUCAGCUGCUGCCCCCAUCAGCCAAUCACGUCGCUCACAAUGGCAACCCGCGCCCACUGCCAGUGAUGUCAGCCCUGCCGCCAACGGCGUAUAAGUUGAUCCGCACGCCUCACCACCGCUAACUGACUGCACCACCACCACCCCACAAACACGGCACGCGCAUCCAGAAGACUCAUUCCACCCACGAUACAUCUCAGACUCGAAAACCGGUCCUCCAAGACACGCAUCUCAACCAAACACUUCACACACAAGACCUCCUUCCACCACAACCAUGUCUGCCCAAGUCACCCAGGCCACCCCCACUUGCUGCGGCAAGAAGUCGGGCGGCGAGUGCGUCUGUGCCAAGCAAGCCACCUGCUCCUGCGGCAAGCAGUCUGCCCUGAACUGCACCUGCGACAAGGCCGCCACCGAGAACGAAAUCACCGGCGCCCGCUGCUCCUGCCGCGCCCGCCCUGCCGGCCAGUGCAACUGCGACAACGCUUCCACCGAGAACAGCCCCGUCAAGGGAAGCUCGUGUGCCUGCGGUGCCCGCCCCGCCACCUCGUGCACCUGCGAGCGUGCCGCCGACUCGGGCGAGGCGUCCAACCCCAACGAGAUUGACUUUACUACUCGCAAGUAGAGAGAGACAUGCCUUGACAUUCUGAGAGUGCAGACGGGGGACAUGAAAGGGGAGGCACUGCAUACACCUCAAUUCACACAAUCACACAAUCACACAUGGCGGCGUUACACGGAUCCGGUGGGGAAAUGCAUUGGGCGGCGACGAGCAUAACGGGACUGCAGUUUUGAUACCACUGGGGGAGAAUUGACUAGGAGAGACACAGCUCCAUAGAACCAGGCGUUUUUGGCAUUCAAACAAAUCGAAUACAUUUAAUCCAGUCAGAUCAACCUAUGAAACCAUGCAGAGUUCCCAAGUAUGUCCAUCCACUGGUACCUAGGUAGUCCUGAGGAUGGGGAACCUUGCGUCACCGCCUUUGGCC
Messenger RNA from Microdochium trichocladiopsis, 1157 nucleotides. RefSeq lists its product as uncharacterized. The record is from RefSeq and is a predicted model, not a curated record. The transcript is spliced from 2 exons. Bases 452 to 799 code for a protein of 115 amino acids. Lineage: Eukaryota; Fungi; Ascomycota; Sordariomycetes; Xylariales; Microdochiaceae.